AUGAACUCUUUAAUAUUAAUUAUUUUAUUGAUCUUGUUGUUUAAUUUGAACGAAAUAACCUUUUCAACUACUACAGAAGAAUCAAUAGAUCAACCAACGAGAAUACUCAGAGCACCUAGACCAAUCGAUAGACCUCGUGAAUAUGCUUACUUUGACGAUACUAUUAGACGAUACAGGAUAGAGUCAAGAGUAGAUGGUUUCUUUUUGGAAUCAAACAUGUUACCGAGUCCUAAUCGUGUCUCUAUGUUUACCAUUGACAAUCCAACACAUUCAUGUAGAAGAGUUGGAAUAAAUCUAGAAUUUCAAUUGGAGGAUGACAAUAAUAAUAAUGAUGGUGAUAUUUUCAGGGAUAUCACUGAAAAUAUCAAAUCAAUCUAUCUUGGUAAAUCGCAGAACGUUACAUCGGAUAUCUAUGUUGUAGAGUUGGCUAUUCUCAAUGAUAUGUUUGAUGAUAUCUUUCAUAAUGACUCGGGAAUUAUUGAAGAUGCAUACUCAAUUACUAUCGAUCAUCAUGUUGUAAAGAUUACCUCUCACUCGGCCAAUGGUAUUAUCUAUGGAUUACAUACAUUUGGUCAGCUUCUCCAAUUUGAAGAAGAUACAAGUUUGUAUAAACUCUGCAGACUUCCCAUUCACAUACAUGAUAAACCGUUUAAAAAUCACAGAGCAAUUCACCUCGAUACAUCAACCAAAUUCAUCCCAACCUCGAAAUUCAUAAAUUUUAUCAAUCAAAUGGGAACACUAAAACUUAAUUAUCUACAUUGGAAACCAUUUGAUUUCAGAAAUGCUCAACAAUUAGAUUUAUUUAAUAAUAAUAAUAAUAAUAAUGUUAAAAAUAUUAAUAAUAUUGAUGAUAAAUAUAAAAAGAACGACAUACAAUUAAUAAUUAAUCAAUUGAAAAUAAAUGGUAUCAAAUUAAUUUUGGAAAUACCAUUAUUUGAAACAAUAGACAUACCAAACAAUAGUGAUAAAGUUAUUUUUAAUUCAGCUUACAAUCUAAACAAUAGUAAAAUCAAUCAAACAUGUUUAUAUAUUCUAAAUCCAAUUGAUAUAGAAUUCAAUCAAACAAAGGAAAUACUAAAUUUAUUUCUAAGUCAUUUCCAAAAUCAUGAUUUAAAUAAUUUGGUUUAUAUAAAUAUUGGAGAGGAUAAAAUUAACUAUUUAGAUCGUUUAAUUGCAUGCCUAUCUAGUAUGAAUGAAAGUUCUCUUGGAAACAAAAACCCAAUUCAAUAUAUUGAAUAUUUAAGAGAAAAUAUUGUAAAGUACCUUCGGGAAAAGGGUAUUGAAUUGAUCAUAUACCCAGAAGAACGACAAAAUCUCUAUGAUUUGUCAUUUUUCGAUGAAAAGAUAUUGAUCCAACACAAUCACAAAUCAAAAUCAUACAAGAACAUUCAUAAGCAUCCAGAUCAAUCUAUAUUUACAUUAGAAAUCAAUGAAAUCAUCAAAGAAAGAGAUAAAGAUGUUACUAGAGAGAUAUGGGAAUAUGUUUAUAAUGACCUCAAGUUUAUAUAUGAAAUGCCGAUGUGGAUUGGAGGCGAGAUAUUGAUGACAAGUGAAUGGCUUGAUAGGCAAGACUAUGCAAUUGGUCCACCAGCAGCUGCACUAUCCGAAAGACUUUGGACAAACCCCAAUACUCUACAAUCGAAUGCAUAUCUACUGGAAGAGAGAAUAAUAAAAUUUAAUGAAAGAAAUAAACUUCAUGCACAACAAAAAUAA
Heterostelium album PN500 is the source of this 1713-nucleotide messenger RNA. RefSeq lists its product as uncharacterized. The transcript is spliced from 4 exons. Gene Ontology annotation, cellular component: membrane. Gene Ontology annotation, biological process: carbohydrate metabolic process; ganglioside catabolic process; glycosaminoglycan metabolic process. Lineage: Eukaryota; Evosea; Eumycetozoa; Acytosteliales; Acytosteliaceae. Gene Ontology annotation, molecular function: beta-N-acetylhexosaminidase activity. The record is from RefSeq and is a predicted model, not a curated record. The coding region runs from base 1 to 1713 and encodes 570 amino acids.